Caenorhabditis angaria is the source of this 633-nucleotide messenger RNA. NCBI's taxonomy places the organism in Eukaryota, Metazoa, Nematoda, Chromadorea, Rhabditida, Rhabditidae. The record is from the annotation of a GenBank genome assembly.
AUGUUAAUAUUAUCCAUCUCAGCUUUCCCAAUUCUAAUAUUUUGCUGCAAACGAAAGAAGAAGAAUUGGAAAACCGCAUCAAGUUCCACAACAAAUUGCAGCGGAACAUUGAAAAACCCAGCACAAUCUGCAACAAAUAUCACACCAACUCAAACAACUCCACAAAAGCAGAAAAAUGGAAAAGAGGGAAAUCAAGCAGUUUCAACUUUCAAUUUAGAUGUUACUCAAAUUGAUGUUUUGCAACAACAACAGCAACAACAACCAGAUAAAAUUAUGAAUAAAAAAGAGAGACAAUCUUCGAAAAAAGUUGAAAUGAAGAAAAGAUCGCAGAAAAUGACAAAACAACAAAUUGAGAAAACAGCGAUGGCAACAACUGGAAAAGGUGCAAAACGAUCGAAACAACCAUCGCUUGUGACAACUUCGGUUACGCAAAAUGUUGAUACGAAGGAUGUGACAAAUGAGCAGACUAGGCAAAGUACCAUGUGAGUUUGGCAGAAAUCAAGGCUGAUCAAAAACACAAGCCUCCAAAAUAUUUAAAUUUUCUUUUUUUUCAGUGGAGCUGAGCCAGAAUUCCUUCCAUCUGAUCACGAAGAUGACACUUUACGAUGUGUAAAAAGUAUACGAAAAUCAUAA